UUAAUAAUCCCUUGGCUCGAUCAACUGAAGUGUUGGACGCAGAUGUCAGCUGAGAGCAGACGACACGUCAUGACUAGAACAUUACGUCAUUGCGAACCCAAACAAGACAAGCAUGAGGAGGACCUGUGCUUAGUGUUUUCGAGAUAAAGUAAUGUAAAGAUGUCUAAGGAUCUACAAAGCAACCCCUUUGCUGCGCUGUUCAGCACUUUAAAAGAGGCCGAGCAGUUUCAGUCAGAACACCAGAAGCAGCAGAAUGAUGAUGACAAUGAUUCACAGUCUGUGCUUCAGCAGCCUGGGGAAAGAGAAGAGCCUUCAAGAACCAGUCCAGUGGAUGGUGAUGCUAUAACAUCCUUCCUGGAGAGCCUCCUCCUAGUUACAACGAGGGAAGGACGCCACUCCCGUCCUCUUGUCCUACUACCUGAUGCAGGAAAGCUAGACACCGAAUCCCUCCAGUUUGUCAUGUUUGAGAGACUUCUGCUGGAGUCCCCAGAUGCCUGCUUGGUUGGCGAUUCAAACAGAGGGAGGGAAGAGGCUGCGAGGUCUGAAGUUGUGGUAUAUCUUUGUGAGGUAUACUAUAGGUGCUGGGCAGUCCGUAGUAGUCCACACUUCCAUCUAGCUCAACAGGUACAAGCUGCAGUUAUUACAAACCUGGCCACAGCCUUAGAACAGCCAGAAUUGUAUGGAGGACAGCAACCUGAUCGCCAAUUAAUUGAUGUCCUGCUGAGAGGCUUGGGUCGAGAGGCCGCUGUCGAGGACUUAACUCAGAAACUCCUCAAUCACCUUGCUGAUCAGGGAACUCCUGUGCCUCCAUUGUUUGAUGAGGUUAUAGUUAAUAUCACCAAAAAACUAAUGCAUUGUUCACUCAUGACAGUUGACUAUCAACUUGUGGAUGUUUUGGACUUUUAUGCAUCUUGUCCUCACAUAGCAGAAAUUCUCACCAAAACCCCAGACAAAGUAACACAGGACCGUUCUGGCCGAGGAUACCAAAACACGCCCCUAGGUGCUCUCCUGUCUAUAUCAUGCCUCCCCAAGCAUCCUGCGGGACAGUUUGAGUUUUUUGAGAAGCCAUCCUCACAACCGAACCACACCCAUAAAGACACAGAGAACAGCAUCUGGAUAGCACAGAACACAAUUAAUGCCAGGCUUCAUAAGAUAUUCUAUUCCCUUUUGAAGGUAUCACCGAAGGCAAAAGACGGACUCUUAACCUGGGUAGAGUCAUGCUUGGAAUCAAACAGCGGUCGUGCUGGAUUGUGGCACGUACAAGGAGGAAACCCUCUAGCAGCUGCUGUGUAUGUGUCUGAUGGCUUUAUGGUCAACCUGGGGGUGGUGAUGCUACAAUUAGCACAGCCAUUCACUCAAGACCUCAAUACUGCAAAGUUUUUAAAGAUUGACCCAACAUACUGUUCAGCUCCAAGAAUGAAUAAUGAGAAUGGCGUUGUAGGUGCGUAUACUGGAGAUUUAGGGCGACAGACCACCCUCAUCCCGCAGCAAGAAGACAAGCCACCUUUACACCCUAAGCAAUAUUCCUUUAUCAGUUCUUGCUUCUUCCUAACUCACCGAGCUCUUCACCUUGGGGUUCAGGUGGUGCAACAGAAGCUUCACAAGCUGUCUCAGGAAUUAGGACGGAUGCAGCAUGAGUUGCAAGAAGCUUCUGCUCAAGGUUCCCCGGCAACAGAGAUGAUGCGCUCGCACAUGGAAACACGCACCACAAACCUCCUUUCCUUUAAGGCAGCAAUAUUUGAACCUGUAAUGGUAGAAAAUUUAUUACAGUUCUUAGCAGCCACUGCUGAAUGGCUGGUACAAAUAGCCCUCACCCCACAAGAUCAACCUACUCUACCUACCAGCUUAAGAGAAGUAAAAGCUCCACUGCCAGAGGAAGUGGAAAACCACAUCUAUCUUGCUUGUAUUCCAGAAUUUUUGGUUGAGACGCUGACAGAGACAAUCAGUGCUGUGAGACGAUAUAGUGCCCAAGUUUUUGAGAGCAGUACUGGUACUCAAGUGCUGCCACAUCUAAUGUCUUUCAUAAUUGUCUUCAUGGGUUCCCCGCAUCGCAUGAACAACCCACAUUUGCGUGCACAUUUGGCAGAGUGUUUGGAGACACUUUUACCAGAGAGUACUAACACUGGAGGACUGUUGGCUGGUUAUAGAGAACAGCUAUUUACAGCCCACCCAGCAGCCUCACAUCUUGUAACAGCUCUCAUACAUGUGUUUGUUAGUAUUGAAAUGACAGGACAGAGUGUCUCAUUUGAAGAUAAAUUUAACUACAGAAGACCCAUGUAUGAGGUCAUGAAGUAUCUUUGGGAAUCCCCCAAACACAGAAAGAGCUUCACUCACCUGGCAGAUGAAGCCCUUGCCAACAUGGAAGCAGCUAAGCCGCCCUUAUUCUUACGCUUUGUUAACUUGCUAAUGAAUGAUGCUAUCUUCUUACUGGAUGAGGGGCUGUCUUAUAUGUCACAGCUAAGAGAGAGUCAGAUGGAAAGAGACAAAGGCGACUGGGCAUCCCUCCCCACAGAGCAACGAGCAGAGCGUGAACGCAACAUGCAGCACAUGAUGCUGCUUGCUCGCUUCCACAACAUGUUAGGUGGUCACACUAUAAAAACUCUGAUCAGGCUUACCAGAGAGAUUCCGCAAAUGUUUACCCAUUCCACUUUAGUUGACCGUAUGGCUGCUAUGCUUAACUAUUUUCUAUCCACUCUUGUUGGGCCCAAGCAAAGAAAUCUAAAGGUCCGUGACAUGGAAAAGUAUGAGUUUCGCCCGGGAGAGAUAGUCACAGACAUCUGUACUAUUUAUACACAUCUGUUUUCCGAUGCAGCAUUCUGUUUAGCUGUAUCUGCUGAUGGGAGGUCAUAUUCACCAAAGUUAUUCUCACAAGCACAAGAUGUGUUAUGUCGCAUUGGUCGUAGGGGUCUAGCAGAAGAGCUACAGACUGUGGCAGAGAAGGUAGAAGAGGCUGGACAAGUACAAGCAGAAGAGGAUGACAUAGUGGCUGAUGCUCCAGAAGAGUUCCUUGACCCCAUCAUGUCUCAUCUCAUGACUGACCCUGUCAUCCUUCCAUCAUCAAAGCUAACCUGUGAUCGCCAGACCAUUGCACGACAUCUGCUUUCUGACCAAACCGAUCCUUUUAAUAGACAACCUUUGACCAUGGAAGAAGUUCAGCCAAACACUGAACUAAAAAACAGAAUUGUUACUUGGCUUGAAGAAAUGCGAUCCAAGAGGAGAAAUAUGCAGAAGGAAAAAGAACUCAAAGAAUCUUGAAAUACAAAAAGAGAUUAGUGGACUUUGCAGAUUGAACAGAUUUGGGAUACAAGGUAGAUACAAGGGUACCUGAUUAUGCAAAUUACAUUACAAAUUCAGACUAAGGCAAAGUUUUUCAUAAAUGUAAUACAGAUUCAUGCAUUGCAAGACCUGAGGAUAUAUCAGUGUUCAGCAGGCCCCCCCCCCCAAAAAAAAAUACAGUACAGUAAAUUUUAACAUAUGAUGCAAAUGGGUACCUCUGACUGCAGUGUCAAAUACAAGUCCCAGUGUAAUGAAAAUAUAAUUAUUUUCUUGUUUACAAUAAAAAUCUGUACAGUAAUAAGAGAAAGGAGAGCUAAAUGUAUAUUAGGGAGAAUUGCAGGAUAAAACUAUUAGGUAAACAAUAAAAAUACCAUAGAAAUGAGGAAUUGAUCAUCUCAUUAAAUAUCGGUGUCCAUAGGUAUGUGUAAUGUUUCAGAAAGACCUUUUUCAGUUAUUUGUAUAUACGUGUGUGCAUAUGCAUUAUAUUUGUUUCUUCUGUAUUUGAGUUUUUAAAAAGUUUGAUGUAUAUUACUCAUAUGAAAGUAUAGUGAUAUGACCUUGCAUUUUGUACUUUUACGAAUGAAGAAUUCUGUUGGUUUUCAUAUUGGAAACUAACCAGCAUAUUUGAUACUAUAUUGUAAUCCCUGCUAUCCACAUUUUUUUGCAAAAAUGCACAAGCUAACAUCUUUAUUUUUUGUAUAUGAUAUUGUAUAAAUCAGACAGGAGUCAUACUGAAA
Penaeus vannamei (Pacific white shrimp) is the source of this 4013-nucleotide messenger RNA. RefSeq names its product Ubiquitination factor E4A (gene Ube4A). The record is from RefSeq and is a predicted model, not a curated record. Lineage: Eukaryota; Metazoa; Arthropoda; Malacostraca; Decapoda; Penaeidae. Gene Ontology annotation, biological process: protein polyubiquitination. Gene Ontology annotation, molecular function: ubiquitin-ubiquitin ligase activity. Gene Ontology annotation, cellular component: nucleus; cytoplasm; ubiquitin ligase complex.